AUGCCUUCCAAGAUCCAACUUGAUGAGAACUUGUGGUUUCUCUAUACUUGUAUUCAGAAAUCUGAUAUGAAAAUCGUACGUGUACCUUUUCUCUCUUUUUUCUUUUUCUCUCUCUUGGGAUUCUUGUUACUUUUCAUACUGAAUCAUACACAAGAUAUAAUGAGCCGUUGAUAUCCCCGGUUAUAUUUUGAAUUUGGCUUACGUUCUUUAUCUGGUUGGAUUUGAUUGUUAUUUUGAUACUGGGUAGACACACUAUUUUACAAUGCUUAAUUUCAUUCCCUUAAAACCGUCCUAGUUUUUGUCCCAUCGCUUCAGUUCCGCUUAUCUGUAUCACUACCCAUCACUUGUCUCAUCAGCCCGUUAUUUCAAUACCUACCAACACUACCUCCAUACAGUUAUACUCAUACAUUUCCCCCUCUCUAUGCUCUAAAAACUAACACAAAAUCAAAGAUCGACUUCGGCGCCGUAGCCGAACUCGCAAACAUCAAACCCCCAGCAGCAAGAAUGCGAUACACUCGAUUAAAACGACAAAUCGAGGAUGGAACCUUGACGGGGCAACACGGGAAUACACACGUACCUUCCAACGCGACAGCUUCGCAUUCCAAACCUUCAAUCUCUAUGCAUCCGAAUCGGGUACCUUCAACUUUCAUGCCACCUACGCAUAGCUUCGAGUAUCCCCCUGAAGCUUACCAAAGCCCUUAUUCUUCCAUGAAAACCAAGUCUAAGAAGAGGAAAAUUGAGUUCUCGGAUGGCAAUAGGAAUUCCAUCUCUUACUCAAGCAAAGCUCCUGGGAUUAGAAAGUGUAAAUCAGAAGAUGCAAAAACAAUCAGGAAUGACAAUACCAUCAGUCCCUCAGGAGAGCCCCUCGAACCAGGAGAAAUCCAAGAACCCACCUCCGACUCCGACGACCUCGAAAACAUCCCUCUCUCCAAAAUCAGGAGGUCAACUCAAAAUCAAAAUCAAACCCCCAACUCAGCAACAACGCCUCCUCCCUCCCUCUCAAAACCCAUCAACUCACCCCAAACAUCCCCGCGUCCAUCAACCUCCCCAAACCCGCACUCCCACUCCCAACCCUCUCCACACACCACCAACACCCCACCACCCCCCUUCCAAAGCGCAACGCUCCCCUACCCACCACCUAAACCACCCCUCUCAUCCCCCGCGAUAUACCACGGUUUCCGCGGUGCGAAGAGGGGGUAUCGGUAUUUCCAAGGCGGGGACAGGGGUAUGAAGUAUGUUAGUCCGUAUGGGCCCGGGGUUGGAGGAGGGAAUGGCGGGGGGAGGGAGGAGGGUGUGAGAAGGGUUGGUGGUGUGGGUGAGCCUUUUCGGAGUGCUGGGCCGGUGGAUAGUAUUCAUGGAAGGGAGUUUGGGAGGCCGUAUGCUAGGGGGGCUUGGGGUGUGGAGGUUAGGGAUGGGUGGAGGUGA
This is a messenger RNA of Hymenoscyphus albidus, 1425 nucleotides long. NCBI's taxonomy places the organism in Eukaryota, Fungi, Ascomycota, Leotiomycetes, Helotiales, Helotiaceae. The record is from the annotation of a GenBank genome assembly.